AUGUGUCUGUGCUAUUGUGAUAUGUAUUUGAGAACCUGCUGUUGCAAGGGUUCUGAUGAUGAAUCCGAUCAGGGAGAUCCAGGGGCGGUGCUGAGUGUACCAGAGUUUCGAAUACCAAACGGCCUGGGUGUACCCUUGGGAUACUUGCACAAUGUUAACGACGCCCUCAACAGAUACCAUGUAGUGGACUUGAAGAUGUUGCAUCUCUAUCUAUAUGGAAAACUGACCCGUGAUAGCCUCUUAAUGCUGAACAUCAAGAAGUUUAAAGGCUAUGAGUACAACACGGCCUCACGCAGGCACAUCCACAAGUUUGAAGAAACUCUCCGCAUGGAUCCUCAUAAGUUGAGGAUUAUGUGCGACAUGUUGGAUCUUGAUAUUGAAGGCGGGACAAGGGAUCAGGCUUUCAGGCUCGUGGAGUUCCUGGUGAAGCCGGAAUCUAAUUCUCCAUACUUCAGAUGCGUUCGUACCAUCGAGAGCAUUGCUAAGACUUACCAUAGAGUUUGUGUGUACAGGAUAUUAAAUUCUAUUUUGUUUAAAGCUGUGUCGGACGAAGAUUAUGAAUCCGAUGCUGAGACUAUGGUGGCGUGUUCAGAGAAGACCAGAGAUGGUUCAGAAUACUCUGAAGGUUCGUGUGUUGGAAGUUCGGAGUGUUGUCGCGCGAUCUGUGACAUUAGUGACAGCGAGAAGGAAGCUGAGACUAAACUGAUGUCUGACAAGGAUAUAUCCUCAUCUAUCGAUGACACCACUGUAAUAUCGCAACAAGAUGAAAGUGGCUUUUUGGCUUCUGGGGAGACAAGCGUGUGUGACGAAAAAGUAGCCAAACCAGGGAUUGGACUGGAAGUCGCUUUACCCGGUUAUGCUAGCGCAAGGCGUCUACCAACAGACGAUGAUGUAAGGAGAUUCUUGCAGAAGAUUCUGAAGGGAUUGAAUCUGGAGAAGAUUACUAUGAACACUAUCUGCAGGGCUGUUUAUAGCCAGUUCCCGGACUACGAUCUGGUCAAUAAGAGGGACUUUAUCACAGCUACAGUCAAAUCGCUUCUCUAG
Molecule: messenger RNA, 1044 nt
Organism: Danaus chrysippus (African queen)
Lineage: Eukaryota; Metazoa; Arthropoda; Insecta; Lepidoptera; Nymphalidae
Source: the annotation of a GenBank genome assembly